CAGAGCCCAAUCAGCGCAGGUGGGCCACUCGGGAAAAUGUCUCCGGUCCACCAACAAGGCCCAGUGCCAUCCAUCCAUCAACAGCAGCCACAGCAGGCAUAUGCCCAGCACCGCCCCUAUAGCUACCCAAUGCCAGGACCUGGACCAGUGCUCUCCAACGUCCACAACCCGUCAAUCGUCGGAGGCAUGCCUCAUGGCAUGGUCCCACACUUCAACAGCGGACAUGCAGCACAGAUGCACCACAUUUACGGCCAACAUGCUCCCAAUCCACAAAACGACAGACCGUUCAGAUGCGACCAGUGCCCACAGAGCUUCAAUAGAAAUCACGAUCUUAAGCGACAUAAGCGCAUUCAUUUGGCUGUCAAGCCUUUCCCCUGCGGCCAUUGCGACAAGAGUUUCUCGCGUAAGGACGCGCUCAAGCGACACGUCCUAGUCAAAGGUUGUGGCAAGGCAGGUGGCGCCUCUGCGGAAGUCAAGGAGCUUGACGGAUCGCAGUCACCUGAAACCAAAAGCGAGAGCGUAGGA
Pseudocercospora fijiensis CIRAD86 is the source of this 525-nucleotide messenger RNA. RefSeq lists its product as uncharacterized. Gene Ontology annotation, cellular component: nucleus. Gene Ontology annotation, molecular function: RNA polymerase II cis-regulatory region sequence-specific DNA binding; DNA-binding transcription factor activity, RNA polymerase II-specific. The annotation marks the transcript as partial. Gene Ontology annotation, biological process: regulation of transcription by RNA polymerase II. The transcript has 2 exons. The record is from RefSeq and is a predicted model, not a curated record. NCBI's taxonomy places the organism in Eukaryota, Fungi, Ascomycota, Dothideomycetes, Mycosphaerellales, Mycosphaerellaceae.